UACAUACACGGUAAGUACCUAUUACGUUGAAUAUACUACUACUGGCGUUACUCGUUCGUUAUAGUUGUUUAGCGUUUAAAAAAAUAACAUCAAUCGUCAGGAAAAAAUGUUGAAAAUCGGAUUUUUCGGUGCCGGCAAAAUGGCUCAAGCUCUGGCCAAAGGCUUUGUAGCGGCCGGUCUCACCAAAGGAGAACUGAUUACCGCAAGUUGUGCUCUUGGAGACACCCAGUGCAUCGAGGCCUUCGAGGCGCUCGGAUCGACUGUGACCUUUGACAACCGAGCGGUAGCCGAAAACGCUCAAGUGGUUUGUUUAGCCGUCAAACCGUCCGUCGUCAAGCCAGUGUUGGAUCAAGCGCGUCCGGCUUUUGGAUCCCAACAUCUUUUGCUGUCCGUCGCCAUGGGCGUCACUGUCGAUCAAUUGGAAAAGAAUUUACCAGAUGGCUCCAGGGUAAUGAGAGUUAUGCCUAACACUCCAGCUUUAGUACAAUGCGGCGCAUCGGUGUACGUCCCCGGUAGUAAAGCCACUGAAGAAGAUGAGAAACUCACUCGGAAGUUACUGUCAUCCGUCGGUACAGCAGAACGAGUGCCUGAAUACCUAAUGGAUCCCAUAACAGCCCUUAGCGGUUCCGGGCCGGCUUAUGUAUAUGUAAUCAUUGAAGCACUGGCCGACGGAGCCGUCCGGAUGGGCUUACCAAGGGAUAUGGCAUAUAGGUUGGCUUCACAAACUGUCUUGGGAGCGGGCACUGUCGUCCGGGACACAGGUGAACACCCAGGAAAACUCAAGGAUGACGUAACCUCACCUGCAGGGUCUACGGCUGCCGGUCUUUAUGCUCUUGAACGUGGAAGAAUCAGACAUACGAUAAUCAGUGCCCUCGAACAGGCCACAGAGAAAUGCAGGGAAACGUCAAAAAACGUCUCAUAGUAUCGACCGAAACAAUGUAUAAUAUGAUUUCUUAUCAACACGUACGACGAACAUGUUAUAUAUUAUUUCACUAUUUCAGACUUUGCCUUUAAGUACCUUUAAUUAAACAUUACUGUGAACUAGAAA
Messenger RNA from Adelges cooleyi (spruce gall adelgid), 1048 nucleotides. RefSeq names its product pyrroline-5-carboxylate reductase 3 (gene P5cr-2). Bases 107 to 922 code for a protein of 271 amino acids. Gene Ontology annotation, molecular function: pyrroline-5-carboxylate reductase activity. The transcript is spliced from 6 exons. The record is from RefSeq and is a predicted model, not a curated record. Gene Ontology annotation, biological process: L-proline biosynthetic process. NCBI's taxonomy places the organism in Eukaryota, Metazoa, Arthropoda, Insecta, Hemiptera, Adelgidae.